Chaetomium strumarium is the source of this 330-nucleotide messenger RNA. RefSeq lists its product as uncharacterized. The coding region runs from base 1 to 330 and encodes 109 amino acids. The transcript is spliced from 2 exons. The record is from RefSeq and is a predicted model, not a curated record. NCBI's taxonomy places the organism in Eukaryota, Fungi, Ascomycota, Sordariomycetes, Sordariales, Chaetomiaceae.
AUGGCCCGCGUGGCCGCGCUGCUCGUCCGGCUGUUGCGCCGGACUCGCCGCGGGUCACAUCUGCUUUCCCCUCCUGAAUUCCCCAGAGCGCCGUCGGCAGGCGAGAUCGGGGGGCGAAAUAGCGCCCCCGAAGCCGCCGCCCAGGCGCCCCAAGAGGAGGCCCGACCGGGAGAGCCCACCCCUCGGCGCACACGGGGUGUUCCCUUGCGCCUUCGGAGUCUUCCCAGGCGCCGCGCCGCACCGCGCCUCGCUCGGUUGAGCCUGGCGCGGCUGGCCGCGGCGCUGGGGAGGUGCUCGCCCGCAUUCGUCGGCCCCCCCGGCAUACCGUAG